Molecule: messenger RNA, 1480 nt
Organism: Daldinia loculata
Lineage: Eukaryota; Fungi; Ascomycota; Sordariomycetes; Xylariales; Hypoxylaceae
Product: ribonuclease-domain-containing protein
Exons: 2
Coding region: 556-966 (136 amino acids)
Molecular function (GO): RNA nuclease activity; RNA binding
Source: RefSeq, a predicted model, not a curated record
GUCUUCAUAGUCGCCUAAAGUUAGUUCCAAUUAACCGACUUGUGUCUUGGUCCAAGUAUUUACCACCAAUAGCAGCAGGGAUAUAAGACACGCUAGGAUCUAAAAGUCUACAUAGAACCUGCGUAGCCCUCCUGGCAUCUAACUAGACCCUCGGCCCCGCACACACACACCAUCGCGCAACCUCCGCCAACCUUAUCGGCACGUUCUACCGUCUAUCUAUUACCUUCCGCUUUCAGUUGCAACCUAUCUGCACGCCCAGCCGUGGAAUGCUUCGGUGCUUGUCCCAGAAGAAGAAACUGUCGUGUCUUGGUCAAGCGUGGUUUGCGUAAGCUAUAGGGACGGGUUAAUGUUCUUCGGUGCAUUGUGCCUUGCGAGGAAGGAGGAUCGUCAGGUACCGAGCGCGGGAGAGGAGUUGAGAUAAAGUGUAUAUAUAGAGUAGAUGGAUAUGUGAUCGUCCAUUCCAUUCCAUCUCAUAGUCGAUCCCCUUGAUUCCGAUCAACUCUUCAGACACCACUUGAUUCCUUGCUCAUAAUUCUCAAUAACCUAAUCGGAAUCAUGAAAUUCUUCGUCGGCAGCUUUGCCUUCCUGCCCCUCGCGGCUCUUCUCACGUCCGUCGCUGCCGCCCCCAUUAUCGAGGAGCGUGCCGAACUAGCUGCGACGACAUGUGGUUCCACGUCCUAUAGCGCGACGCAAGUAAACCAGGCCGCGCAAAAGGCAUGCAGCUACUAUAGCUCAGGGAGUGCACCUGGUGGCUACCCGCACACAUACAACAACUACGAGGGCUUCUCGUUCUCAGUUUCCGGGCCGUACCUCGAGUUCCCGAUCCUAUCCAGCGGUAGUGUGUAUACUGGCGGCUCCCCUGGACCGGAUCGGGUUGUCAUUAAUACAUCCUGCAAGCUAGCAGGUGAAAUUACUCACACUGGAGCUAGCGGCAACAACUUCGUCGGUUGCUCGGGAACAUCUUAAACUAAUAUACGUACAAGUUAGUCGAGUGCGAUGGCUAUGAGUAUCAAUGGUUCCCUGGGCCUCAACUGGUCUAAAAAUGAUAUAUACGCUGGCUGUAAAUACACAAUAAAUGCAAGGUGUAUAUAUAAAUAAGCUACUGCUUUUGUAUGUGACCUUCAAGAUUCCAACCCUAGGUUUCAAUGAUAUAUACCUUCACUCGUUAUAUAAUGCGAAUUGACUUAGGAAAGUGGUUACUCGGGCGUUUAAAGACCGUAAUAGAAUCUAUAGAUUGGAUGAACCUGCCAACGGAACGGGCUGAUUAUCAAUUGAGGCUGUUGGGAGUGCUUCACCUGUCUCGGCCGGCUCGAUGCUUUGCGUCAAGGUCUCCUGGCUGGGCACUUGUUCGGGCUCGUCUGGCUGCGCACUAUAAUAGACUGAAAAGUAGCUUUGACCGCCGCCUGUUCUAGAGUUAGCUUAAUUAUAUAUUUCGUGGAUGGUCCCUAGUGCUCAUACACAUUUCCUGCGCAUAUCCCGA